This is a messenger RNA of Cynocephalus volans (Philippine flying lemur), 5328 nucleotides long. RefSeq names its product zinc finger protein 316 (gene ZNF316). Gene Ontology annotation, biological process: regulation of transcription by RNA polymerase II. Bases 304 to 3420 code for a protein of 1038 amino acids. Gene Ontology annotation, cellular component: nucleus. The record is from RefSeq and is a predicted model, not a curated record. The transcript has 7 exons. Lineage: Eukaryota; Metazoa; Chordata; Mammalia; Dermoptera; Cynocephalidae. Gene Ontology annotation, molecular function: sequence-specific DNA binding; DNA-binding transcription factor activity, RNA polymerase II-specific.
CCGGGGCCGUCACUUUGUGUAGCGCGGGGCCCGCCGCCGGCCCGCAGGCCCUGGCCCCGGCGUCCGGCCUGAGGCUCGGCCGGCCCGGCACUCGCGGAAGGAGCUUGGCCUGCUGGUUUCUCAGUGCUGGUCUUACCUCUUACCUGAAGAAACCGGCGAAGCUGCCUCACCCUCCUCCCCGCUGCAUGGUACUUCACAAGUGCCGCACCCUGUCCGUGCUUAGUCCGCUCCUCCAACAUUCCCUGCUGACUUGGUUCAUGUGUGUUGAGGCCUGGGCCAAGUGGAGGCUCACUCCCAGGGAAGAUGGCAGCCCUUCACACAACCCCUGACUGCCCCGCCGCCCAGCUGGAGAGGGUGGAGGAUGGGUCGGAAUGUGAUCCUGACCAGGAGGAGGAAGAGGAGGAAGAAAAGGGGGAAGAGGUGAAGGAUGUGGAGGAGGAGGAGGAGGAGGUGGAGAUAGUAGUGGAAGAAGAGGAGGAGGACGUGGUGGAGGUGGAAGAGGAGGAGCAGGUGGAGAAGGCCGAGGUGCAGGUGCAGGAGGUGGCACAGGUGCAGGAGGUGGCGCAGGUGCAGGAGGUGGUGCAGGUGCAGGGUGUGGCAGAAGCAGAGGUGGACGAGGUGGAGGCAGAGGUGGACGAGGUGGCGGAGGUGGAGGUGGUGGAGGAGAACGAGGAUGAUGACGACGACGUGGAAGAGGUGCUGGCAGAGGAGCAGAGUCUGGCAUUGGGGACCCAGGAACGACUUAACCAUGGUGGUGAUGCCAAGUCCCCAGUUCUUCAGGAGAAGGCCCUGCAGGCCUCCAGGGUUCUGGCUGCUCCUAGGGAUGAGGACCUGGAGGAAGAGGAAGAGGAGGAAGAGGAGGAAGAAGAGGAUGAGGAUGAUUUACAGAUAGCUGGAUCUCAGGGGCUGGUGACCUUUGAAGACGUGGCUGUGUACUUCUCCCUGGAGGAGUGGGAAAGGCUGGACGUGGACCAGCGGGCCCUCUACCAGGAAGUCAUGCAGGAGAACUAUGGGAUCCUGGUGUCCUUGGGAUACCCAAUCCCCAAGCCAGAUCUGAUCUUCCGGCUGGAACAAGGGGAAGAACCCUGGGUCUCAGAUAGCCCCCGUCCCGAGGAGGGAGAUAUCGUCACUGGCGUCUACACAGGAGCCUGGUUCUGGACUGAUGACAUAGAGGACCAUGAGGAGGAAGAUGACGAGGACUUCCUGGCGGAGGUGGCUGAGGAGGAGAACGAACCCCCGGGGCUGUGGUCAGCGGCUUAUGGCGUGGGGGACGUGCCUGGGACAUGGGGUCCCGAUGACUCGGAUUCGGCACAGACUCCAGAGGGAUGGGGGCCUGACCCAGGCGGCCUUGGGGUCCUGGCGGAGGGGUCAGAGGUGAAGCCCUUCCUGCCUGGCCGGGAGCCUGGUACGCACCUGCUGGCGCCCUGGGCGUUCUCGGCUGUGGUGGCUGCCCCGGCCGGGCGGCCCGAGACCACAUGCGAUGUGUGCGGCAAAGUGUUCCCCCAUCGGUCGCGGCUGGCCAAGCACCAGCGCUAUCACGCGGCCGUCAAGCCCUUCGGCUGUGAUGAGUGUGGCAAGGGUUUCGUGUACCGCUCGCACCUGGCCAUCCACCAGCGCACGCACACGGGCGAGAAGCCCUUCCCCUGUCCGGACUGCGGCAAGCGCUUCGUCUACAAGUCGCACCUGGUCACGCACCGGCGCAUCCACACGGGCGAGCGGCCGUACCGCUGCGCUUUUUGCGGUGCGGGCUUCGGGCGCCGCUCCUACCUGGUGACGCACCAGCGCACACACACGGGCGAGCGGCCCUACCCGUGCCCGCACUGCGGCCGCAGCUUCAGCCAGAGCUCGGCGCUCGCGCGUCACCAGGCCGUGCACACGGCCGACCGGCCGCACUGCUGCCCCGAUUGCGGCCAGGCCUUCCGCCUCCGCGCCGACUUCCAGCGCCACCGGCGCGGCGGCGGCUGCAUAGAGCCUGGGGGCGACGGCCUUCGGCGGGAACCCAGCGAGGCGCCAGUCGCGGCGGAGCCCGAGGAAGGCGAGGCGGACGGCGAGGCUGAGGCGACAGAGGAGGUGGCAGCGGAGGCGCCCACUCCCAGGAACAAGGAGGACCCCGAGCCGGACAGGCGGUUCCUUGAGCUGGGAAACGGCCUGGGGGAGGGGGAGGGCCCCUCCUCCCACCCGCUCGGCUUCCACUUUCCCGUGCACCCCAAAACUUGGCUCCACCCGGACGGCUUCCCGAUCCUGGGCCUUCCCGACUUUGGGGAGCGGCUGCCGGCCGACAGGCGGCCCCUCCCGGGACCGCUGGGGGGCCCGCUCUCCCUGGUGGAAGGUGCGGGGCUGGACUGCGACCCCUUCGGAGGCGGCGGGGGAGGAAGCGGCGGCGGCUUGCGCGCGUUUGGGCCCGCUGUCGGGGGACUGCUGACGGAACCGGCGCCCGCCGCGCUGGCCGAGGAGGAGAACCCGUGGAUCUGCUCCGAUUGCGGCAAGACGUUCGGGCGUCGCGCCGCGCUGGCCAAGCACCAGCGCUACCACGCGGGCGAGCGGCCGCACCGCUGCGCGGACUGCGGCAAGAGCUUCGUGUACGGCUCGCAUCUGGCGCGCCACCGGCGCACGCACACGGGCGAGCGGCCCUUCCCGUGCCCCGAGUGCGGCGCGCGCUUCGCCCGUGGCUCGCACCUGGCGGCGCACGUGCGCGGCCACACGGGUGAGAAGCCCUUCGUGUGUGGCGUGUGUGGCGCGGGCUUCAGCCGCCGCGCGCACCUGACGGCGCACGGGCGCGCGCACACGGGCGAGCGGCCAUACGCGUGCGGCGAGUGCGGCCGCCGCUUCGGGCAGAGCGCGGCGCUGACGCGGCACCAGUGGGCGCACGCCGAGGAGAAGCCGCACCGGUGCCCCGACUGCGGCAAGGGCUUCGGCCACAGCUCGGACUUCAAGCGGCAUCGGCGCACGCACACGGGAGAGAAGCCCUUCCGCUGUGCCGACUGCGGCCGCGGCUUCGCGCAGCGCUCUAACCUGGCCAAGCACCGGCGCGGCCAUACGGGCGAGCGGCCCUUCCCUUGCCCCGAGUGCGGCAAGCGCUUCUCGCAGCGCUCGGUGCUCGUGACGCACCAGCGCACGCACACGGGCGAGCGGCCCUACGCCUGCGCCAACUGCGGCCGCCGCUUCUCGCAGAGCUCGCACCUGCUCACCCACAUGAAGACGCACCGGGGCGCGGUCAGCGCGCCCGGACAGGCGGCGGCGGCGGCUCCCGCGCCCAAGGCCCAGGCGCCCGCCAAGGGGCCGCCGGGCGCGGGCACGAGUACCGGGCUGGGGGAGCGCGGCAGCACCCUGCUGGAGUUCGCGGGCGGGACGAGCUUCAGCUCCGACUCUUCUGCCGCAUUUGCGGGGCCCUCUGGAGCCUACGAGGAGAGCAUCAUGUGAAGGGCCCGAGGCCGACGGAAGCGCAGCCCUCUAGGCCACCGGCUCUUCCCCUGGGCGGUUCGGGCGCAGGCCGCUGCGUGCCGGCCCCUUGCUCCUAUGGCCUCGGAGGGGCUGAGGGUCCCAGUCCUGGGUGCGGUGCCUUCCCUCAGCCCUCGGCGCACCACCCCCGCCCCUACGGUCUCGGGUUUCCUUGCCACCCGGCCCCAGAGAACGGGCCAUCGCGCCCAAGCUCGCACGGUGGUGUGGGGAGCGCUCGGGGAGAGGAGAGUAGCUCGCGGGGCGGCCACCCCGACAGACUGCAACAUUCCUGGGUCUGUGCUGUGAAGCAAAGCGGUAGGGAUGGCAGGCGAUGCUAUUUAUUUUACUAGGAUUCCGAUUGGGGUGGCCAAAGGAACAAGUGACUUAAGAGUUUGUAACCGGGUUGUACAGCAAGGGAGGGGAAGCCUUUGCGUCAAGGGAAGUGGCGUGGUCGCGGGAAGAUCCUCUGGCUACUCGGUGGGUCUGCGCUGAUGUCUGGGUUGCUGGUGGUUUGACUCACGACUUCUUCCUGUUCGUCAGUGGGGAGACUUCAGGGACCUUCUGGUCAUUUGAGUGUGUCUGGGAAGUUUUAAGACCUGUGCGUGUAGCGAGGGGAAGCCUUGUAGGUUUCCAGAGGACGGUGUUCCUAACCCAGGAGGAUGGAGAUGCGAAUGGUAAAGCUUUUAUUCUGUAGACUGUGGAUAUGUAUUUCCACCUCUUGUAUGGCUUGAAGAAUCUAGGAGGAGGAGAAAAAGCCAGAAACCAAAUUUGUGGCCGGGGCGGAUGGGUUGCGGGUGUUUGCAGGGUCCCGAGGGAAUUUGAAGCCUUAUUCUCCGGAGUCGCUCACUCUCCUUACCCCACCUGAGCACUGAGAUUAGCCAGGCAAGGCGAACGGUUCGGUCUCAGUCUUAGCUUCCUUUGUCCUUUGGUACUCUCACCUCUAGCAACUGGAGAUGGCAUACUCAGACAUCCUUGGAGGUCCACCAGCUUCAGAUUCCUGAGUUGCCACCUCUCCUGGAGCAGGUGGACACAUGGAGCUCCACCCUUCUGGGCCCAACACUCAUUUAGUGUAAAGCGACUGAGGUUGGUCAAAGGAUCUUUCCCAACAUCUCAUAUUUAGGGCCCUGCAACUCCACAGGUCCCUUUAACUCUCCUGUCACUUUUUUACACUAGAGGCAAGUAGCGUUUCUGUUUAGAUUCCCAUUUCAGAUUGAUCAGUGGAGGCACGGAGGGCCUGGCGGUUUGUUCAGUGGCUGUCUACGUCUGGGGGUUGUGGACCUGAGCCCAUGGUUAAAUGAUAAACCAAGCACGCAGGUAUGUAAGGCCUCUGCCUGGUGGGCACCCCACCCUCUGGACUGGGUGCAGCUGAGGCAUGGCUCAUGUGAGGCUUCCUUCCUUUCAUGCUUUUUGGGCCAGUGUGAGUGGGACCAGAAAAAGAUUUUGAAGCAACUGCAUUCCCUUUUAGACCUAGUUCCUUCCAUUUUAGCGUAGACAUGGCCUUGGGGGCUGAGGGCCAGCAGCCAGGCUGCUAGGGGCUGGGGGUGGGUAGGAGACACGGUAGUCGUGGGUGGGAAGAGGGCCUGGGUGGUGGCGGUGAGGAUUAGCCCAGCUGCGUGAGGUUACGGGAUGGGGUGGCGAGUGGGCAGGGGCCCUAGAGAGGCGUCAGGUGUGCUGGGUGAUUGCCUUUCUGUCCUGGGUUUCACCUCUGCUGGUGGGACAGUAGCCUCAAAAGGGCCAAGGGCAAGGUGGGCUGGGGGACUUGGGGCAUCUCAGGCCUACCACUGUGUGGUCAGGGUCUGGCACUGUCCCUGUCCUUCCUGGGCCCCAGCUGCUUCUGCUCUGCAGCUGUUGGCAAGAGGACCUAGCUUUAAUAAAGAGUGGAGAAACAGC